AUUCAGUACAGCCCAGCAAGGCAGCAAUCACCAACUGAGCUCCAACCUCAAACCACCCAAAACAGGAAAACACCCCCCCAAAAUGGCAGCUCCCGACCAAAGCACCUCCCCCCAACUCCCCCAAGUCCUCAUCCUCAAACCCCCCCACGUCUUCAAACUCCACCACCAUCUCUUCUCCCAGAGAUUCCACUUUCUCAGAGCCUGGGAAUCUCCUCUUCCCACUCCUCACUUCCUCUCCACUCAUGCUCACUCUGUUCAAGCGCUCUUCUGUAAUGCCUACACUGAUAUCACUGCUGACGUCCUCACCUUGCUUCCCUCGCUUCGAUUCAUCGUUACGAGCAGCGUUGGAGUUGAUCAUAUUGAUUUGGUUGAGUGCAGGCGCCGCGGGAUCAAGGUGGCUAAUGUGGCUGAUGUGUUCACGGAUGAUGUGGCGGAUGUUGCUGUGGGAUUGUUGAUUGAUGUGGUUAGGAAGAUUAGUGCUGGGGAUAAGUUUGUUCGUGCUGGAUUCUGGGCUUCGUCUGAGUUUCAACUCGGUCACAAGUUGGGAGGCAAACGAGUUGGGAUUGUUGGACUAGGAAGUAUAGGCUUCCAAGUUGCAAAAAGGCUUGAAGCAUUUGGUUGCAUUGUCUCAUAUAACUCAAGGACGAAGAAGCCAUCAGUUCCAUAUCCUCAUCAUGCUGAUGUUCGUGAACUAGCUUUAAAUUCUGACAUACUUGUCAUUUGUUGUGCAUUAACGGACCAAACCUACCACAUGAUCAAUAAGGAGGUUCUGUCAGCUUUAGGGAAGCAAGGGUUCAUUGUUAAUGUAGCUCGUGGGGCUAUUGUUGAUGAGAAAGAACUGGUGCGCUGUUUGGUGCAGGGAGAGAUUGCUGGUGCUGGUCUUGACGUGUUUGCUGAUGAGCCCAAUGUUCCAGACGAUUUGCUUGAACUGAAUAACGUUGUUCUGUCUCCUCAUCGAGGGGUCUUCACAAAAGAAUCUUUAUGGAAUUCCUACGAACUCAUUUCAGAGAACCUAGAAGCAUUUUUCUCAGAUAAGCCCUUGUUAACUCCGGUCCUCAACGAAUGAUUGAUAAAAUCCGGAGGCUAGAGUUAGCUACUUUCGGGGUAACCUAGUAUUCCUGCUUGUAUGGAAACUGAUUUUCUCAAUUUGUGACGAAGUCUUUCCUUUGUCUGUGCAGUUUUCAAUGUCAAGUGUCAAUAUUAUAUGUAAGAUUUUAUGUUUUUUUUUUUUGACGGGAUGUACGAUUUUAUGUGUUAAUGUAAGAGUAAUUUGCUAUAA
Messenger RNA from Daucus carota subsp. sativus, 1279 nucleotides. Its product is annotated as glyoxylate/hydroxypyruvate reductase HPR3-like. NCBI's taxonomy places the organism in Eukaryota, Viridiplantae, Streptophyta, Magnoliopsida, Apiales, Apiaceae. The record is from RefSeq and is a predicted model, not a curated record. Gene Ontology annotation, cellular component: cytosol. Gene Ontology annotation, molecular function: glyoxylate reductase (NADPH) activity; NAD binding; hydroxypyruvate reductase [NAD(P)H] activity. The coding region runs from base 83 to 1066 and encodes 327 amino acids. The transcript is spliced from 2 exons.